Molecule: messenger RNA, 858 nt
Organism: Archocentrus centrarchus (flier cichlid)
Lineage: Eukaryota; Metazoa; Chordata; Actinopteri; Cichliformes; Cichlidae
Product: hepatic lectin-like
Exons: 7
Coding region: 26-811 (261 amino acids)
Source: RefSeq, a predicted model, not a curated record
UCACUGAAAGACUCACAGCAGUAAAAUGCCUGAAGCUGAAGUUCUGUACUCUGAUGUGAAAUUUACCAGAGGAAACCGGGGAGUCAGCGUAGAAGCCGUUUCCUCAUCGCCCGACAUCAUUUACUCUGAAGUCAAGCUUUCAAAGACUCAGCCGGCCACAGCAGAGCCGCCCGAGGGGUCCCAACAAGUCAAGUCACUGAGCAGAAGGUCAAAGGUCACCUGGGAGAGAGUGGGCCUGCUGGUCCUCGGUGCUCUCCUGGCUGCUGCUGUUGCUGCUCUUGGUGUUACCGUGUCUGAAAACCUGAGGAACAAAGAAGAGCUCAAGAAACAAGAAGAGCUCAGAAAUGAACCCUGUGAUAGAUGUGAAGCAGGCUGGGAGCAUCAUGGAGGAAAGUGCUAUCAUUUCUCCAUCAGUAAAUCCUCCUGGAACCAGAGCAGAGCUGAAUGUAGAGCUGAAGGAGGAGACCUGGUUAAGAUAGACAGCAGGGAGGAGCAGAGGUUCCUGGAUGGAAGAGUGAGAAACUUAAUGAAUGAAGCUGAGGACAAGUUCUGGAUCGGACUGACAGACUCAGCAGCAGAGGGCAGAUGGAUGUGGGUGGACAACACACCACUGAAUGAAAGUUUUUGGCUCAGUGGGGAGCCGGAUAAUUGGAGAGGGAAAAAUCCUGAAGGAGAGAACUGUGUGAGGAUGACGGAAAAAACUAGCAAUCCUGACCUGAAGAGCUGGAAUGAUGCAUCCUGCUCAGAUCCUCACAGAAGUAUUUGUGAGAAAGCAGAAGUAACAGAACAGAUUAAAUAUGUAUGUACCUGAGAUUCAGUUCAGUGUUAAAGAACACAGUGGACUGAAAGUAACGUCAC